GCCCGGCGCGGGCGGUGUCGCCCCCCGGCGGCGCGGAGCCCCGGCAGGGCCGUGUCCGCCGUGCAGCGGGAGCGGCGCGUCCCGGCGGGCAGCGCCCCGCAUGCAGCGCCCACCCUGGAGCAGCGCCGGCGGCUCGAGCAGCUCUCGCGGGCCUCGCGGCAGCGGCUGCUGCGCUCGCGGGACAAGAUGUUCUCCAAGUUCACCUCCAUCCUGCAGCACGCCGUGGAGGCGCUUGCACCAUCCCUUCCAUUACAAGAAGAUUUUGUUUACCACUGGAAAGCCAUCACCCAUUACUACAUAGAGACAUCAGAUGACAAAGCUCCUGUGACCGAUACCAACAUCCCUUCUCACCUGGAACAGAUGUUGGAUAUUCUAGUUCAAGAAGAAAAUGAGAGGGAAUCAGGUGAAACAGGACCGUGUAUGGAAUAUUUGCUACACCACAAGAUUUUGGAGACACUCUACACACUGGGAAAAGCUGAUUGCCCUCCAGGAAUGAAACAGCAAGUUUUGGCUUUUUAUACAAAACUUCUUGGAAGGAUACGACAACCUCUUCUUCCCCACAUAAAUGUGCAUAGGCCAGUGCAGAAAUUGAUCAGGCUGUGUGGUGAAGUUCUGGCAACACCAACAGAAAAUGAAGAAAUUCAGUUCCUCUGUAUAGUAUGUGCAAAGCUGAAACAGGAUCCGUACUUGGUCAACUUCUUUCUUGAGGUCAUUCAAGAUCCUGUUUUACAUCUUUGCAGGAGGCAGAGCAAGUUAAAAGCAAUGGCUUCCAAAGGAUCAGCGGGUGUAAUCACAGAAGACAUGCUAAAAAGCCAAGACUCUUUGAAAACAGAUACAGGACAGCCUGUUCAGCCAGAGGAAAUGCCUAGUGCUGCUGCGGUGGAGCAAAUGGAGAAGGAGGAUGACCUCCUGCAACAGACAGAUGAUCUCUCUUUUAGUCUAGAUGAACUAAAUGUCACGUCAUCACCCGAGUCCUCCUCUGUUUGUCCAAAUCAAGACUAUAAUUUAGUGAAUUCUCUCCUAAACCUCACUAAAAGUCCGGACGGCCGGAUAGCGGUGAAGGCCUGUGAAGGCCUUAUGCUUCUGGUGAGUUUGCCAGAACCAGCAGCUGCCAAGUGCCUCACUCAAAGCACUUGUUUAUGUGAAUUGUUGACAGACAGGCUGGCCACCCUCUACAAAGCCCUGCCUCAGUCCCUGGAUCCCUUAGACAUUGAAACAGUGGAGGCAAUUAACUGGGGUUUGGAUUCCUAUAGCCACAAAGAAGAUGCAUCUGCUUUUCCAGGGAAAAGAGCAUUGAUUUCAUUUCUUUCAUGGUUUGACUACUGUGAUCAACUCAUCAAAGAAGCGCAAAAGACUGCUGCUGUUGCUAUGGCAAAAGCUGUGCGGGAGCAGUUUUUCAUUGAUGUUAUGGAACCUCAGCUGAUGCAAACUUCAGAGAUUGGAAUCCUCACAUCAACUGCGCUGUUGCAUCGCAUUGUUCGUCAAGUGACUUCAGAUGUCCUGCUGCAGGAAGUAGUUUAUUUUAUACUGGGAGAACACAGAGAGCCAGAAACUUUGACAGACAUCAAUAAGCAUCCAUUGCGACACAGAUUAAUUGAACACUGUGAUCAUAUUUCUGACGAGAUCAGCAUAAUGACUUUACGAAUGUUUGAGCACCUUUUGCAAAAACCCAAUGAGCACAUUCUUUAUAAUUUGGUUCUGAGAAAUUUAGAAGAAAGAAACUACAUAGAAUACAAGCCUUUCUGUCAAGAAGAUAAAGAUGUGGUAGAGAAUGGACAGAUCGCAGGAGCGGUAGACCUAGAGGAAGAUCCGUUAUUUACUGAUAUGUCUCCAGAUAACACCUUGUCAACUCAAGAGUGGCUCAGUGCUUCUCCACCUGUCAGUCCAGAACAUCCAAAAAAUGAUGGGAAGACUGAAGUUCAUAAAAUUGUAAAUAGUUUUCUCUGCCUUGUACCCGAUGAAGCUAAGUCGUCAUACCACGUGGAGGGUUCAGGUUACGAUACUUACCUCAGAGAUGCCCACAGACAAUUCCGGGAUUAUUGUGUCAUCUGCUUACGGUGGGAGUGGCCUGGAUCUCCCAGAUCCUUAGAAAAGUGCAAUUUAGAAGCACCAUUUUUUGAAGGACACUUCUUGAAAGUCCUGUUUGAAAGAAUGGGCAGAAUUCUUGAUCAGCCCUAUGAUGUAAAUUUACAAGUUACGUCAGUGUUGUCCAAACUGUCCUUGUUUCCCCAUCCCCAUAUACAUGAAUACCUUCUGGAUCCUUAUGUAAACCUAGCUACUGGCUGCAGGUCUCUCUUCUCUGUUAUCGUGAGGGUGGUCGGGGACCUCAUGGUUAGAAUCCAGCGCAUCCCAGAUUUCACUCCCAAACUUCUGCUGGUCAGAAAACGCUUGCUGGGCUUGGAGCCAGAAGGGCCCAUCAUUGACCACAUGACGUUACUAGAGGGCGUGAUUGUGCUGGAAGAGUUCUGCAAAGAGCUGGCAGCAAUAGCGUUUGUGAAGUAUCACGCCUCAUCUACACCGUAAGCAGCCUUGAGGAGCAGCCAGGCUCCAAAACCACCUCGCCUGUUCCAGCCGAAAAGUCUCUUGAUAACACCGAGAGGAGAAGAGGUGGUGCCUCCUGGCGAAGCGUCCGUUGACAUUUGGCAGAACUGGAAGACAAGUUACGUUCAUGAGAUGUUGACGUUGCGAGAAAGAGGGAUUCGAAUGGAUCGAGAAUAUGAUUGGGUGAAACCAAUACAUAGCAUUUCUAUCCACUGUGUGAAGAGCUGCAAAAGCUGCGUGAAGAACCACAGACGUCAGAGCUUGGUUAUUCUCUUGUGAUGAGGAUGUUUAAAGAGUUGGGUCUUCUGUAUGUUCUGGGGUUCACAUGCACCAGUUCGCUUUUUGUGACCGUAUUACUUUUAAGAAAGGAAAUUGAUUUUAUAAUAUUUUAAUGUCUUAAUUAUUUUUCUUUUCAGUUGGAUAUAUGAAAGGAAAUCACAACUCUCGCUGCAGCGUGUGUUAUUAAAAAUGAAGAGGUUCAAAAAAUCCCCAUCCAGUGGGAUAUAUUAGUGAGGGAUCAUUUUUGUUUCGGUGAAUCUUACAGACAACUCUGAGCUUGAUUCCCCAGUGGAUUACGUUAAGAGAAAGAUUAGUAUAAAAUCAAUACUAAUGGAAUUAAUCCUGAUUCAGCAUCACAUCCCUAACAAAUAUAUCUGAAGCGUACAUGUUUCUAGCAUGUUUGUCUCUGUCAUUCCAAGUGAUUGCUGUUCAGGUCAUCUAUAUAACCAGAUUUGCUUUAGGUUUUGACAUAUGAACUCUAGCUGCUUAACUCGUGUCACCUUUACAGGGAAGUUAAUUAUAGUUCAUCAGCAGUUGAUGCUGAAACAGUAUUUUUAAUUUCUUUUAAGUUGGUAUUUAGCCUGAAUUGGUUUAAGAAUCUUUUGUGCCUUGAAAAUUGGCAGCACGGACAUUCUGUCAGUUUUAGAAAUGGUUUUACUGCUUCUCUAACCAUAGCGGUAGUGCCCAGCGAAAGAGCAACUGAUGCCAGUUCAGUUAAAGCAUCGAUACCCCAUAUAGGACCAAAAUUUACAUCAGCUUUUUUUUGUGCUGGGAUGCAGCGAUGUCUCCGGUGGAUUUUUUUUUCAAUAGGAACACUCUCAGCCAGGGCAGGCGUUUGCGUUGCAAGUAGAGGGACAUUCAGACUUCAGUACACUUUGCUUCUAUUUCUUUAGCGUGAUGGCAGCCUGCAUAUUGGGCAGUUCUUGCUGCUCACUGCCACAAAUGCUGUCUGGCUCCGGUGGCUGCGCUUUAACCUCCAAGUCACACGGAAUGACGUGGAUGAGAGGCCUGUCCUGGUGUCCACACAGGCGUGUGCCAAACCUCCUUCCCCUCCCAUGAACCGAAUAGCGUAGGCAGGCAAGGUUUAGCUCCUUGUCUUCACAUUGUACCUCCACGUUUGUCUUUCCUUCUAUCCCAGCUGCACAGCUCACGCCUAGUUUGGAUGUGAUCACUCGUGUGCAAAUACAGACUGAUUGACUCAGUCACUGGAUUUGUUCUGGACAUGACUGUACCGAGAAUCAGAAUCCAUGCCUUCAAGGUCUUGGUUUUUAAUACACAUGGAGCCUUGGUGUUGAGAGGCCUUUUAAGUUAGCAGGUUAAUUAGAACAGUGUCACUGUUAAUGGGCUGAAUUUAUUCUGCGAAGAGGGUCCUGCUGGAAAACUUCCAGUACAGGUUCAGCUGGAGAGAGCAGUUCUGGAACUGGGGAUAUAUUUUGGCCGGUAAAACCUGUGUACGGUGGCUCUCGGUACUGGGAAGCUUCUAUAUGGAGCGUUGCAUUUAUCUGGCAAACAAAAGCAUGUUUGACUUCCUCACCUCCUCUUUUUUGCUGAAUUCAGUCCCAAAGUGUUUUCAGGUCAAAGUAGCAUAGUAGGAUAACCUUUUAAAAAGGAUACUUUUUCAUUUAUGUUCUUUAGAAACAUAGCUUGAAAGGAGCAAAUAAUUUCUAGUUGUAGGUACAGCAGCAAGUCCGUAGCAGAGGCUUCGCUUCAUCAGUGCAUACCUGACACAUAGUUUAGAGCACAUAAAUGUCUGCGCAGUGUUGUCUAAUAUAUGCAUUUGUUAUAAGUAAGGUCCCAGUUCAGCAAAGCAGUUCAAAAUAAGCCUAAUUUCAAAAAUUUUACUCCUAAAUCGCGAUCUUUUACGUGAACCAAGUUAAGCUCUUGAGCAGAAAUGCUGCUACUUUGCUGAAUUUGGAUCUUUGUUGGAUUUGCUUGAGCUUAAAUUACUUUUUCCUCAAUUUUCCUGUUUUCUUUAUUAUUUUGAAAGUUCUGGGAUACUUCCAGUGUCCCAGUAUCAGUGGAAACUGGAAAUGAUAAAACUGCCAUAAAUGAAAGCGGGAGAAAUGCUAAACAGAAGAUGCAAGAGCAUUCCAAGUAAUGUAAUAAUGUAUAAAGCCAUUCAAGGAGAUGCCUGAUCUCAAAUGGAAGCAUAACAUCACCUCUCUUGUUGUUUUCACUGAUACUUGAGCUCAUCUCACUGUGAGGAAUUGCAUGGGUCGGCUUCUGCAAGGGCUGCUGCAGCCUCGGUGGCAUUUUAACGCAGAACAGCCGACCACGCUGCAAAGGCAAUUCCCUCAUGCUUGUCCAUGAGAAAAGUAAGUAGAUGUAACUAUCGGCAAUCUUAAAUUCAAGAUAUAAUUGUCUGGUUUCCAGCAACAUCUGUUAUGUUCUUGCAAACCAAAUGUUUAGUUCAUAAAUUUAUAACACAUGGAUCCAUCCUGGUAGAAGUGAAGCAAUCCUGGAAGCUGCUUUGGCCUAAACUGCUUUUGUGAGUGCUGCCUACAGACCUUUAGUUACCACCCAUGAUGGCAAUGACCUUUAUAUUUGUAAAAGUGAUUUAAUCUUCCUUAAGAGAUGGAACUCAUUUAAUUAUUUUUGUCGUGAUAUUUUUCAUGCACUUUUCUUUUUUCUUUUUUUUUUUUUUUGUUAGAAGAAGGUUAGAAGUCAGUUCAGGUCCAUGUUUUCACCUUUCCAAUCUAUGCACAUCACUGAGGUGCCCGUUUUGUUUCUGUGUGCGUGUGUUUGUGGUUAUUUAUUACCUGGAGAUGGACACCUGAGGAGAAUACAUGGCACGAAGUUCACAGCUCCUCCAGAUGUCAGUGAGAAAUGCAAGUGAUUCUCACCUUAGGAAAUCCAGCCUCUAGUAUUAGAUUGGAAUAUUUGAGAGGUAAUACUAGAAUAAUUUUUAAUUUCAAAAAGAAGAUCCAAACCACAUUUUAACCCUGAUGCACCUGUGUGUAAAUAGACACAUUUUAUACCUUGUUUUUCCUCAUUUAUAGUAUGUAUUUGAUUUAGACUCCAGUAUAGAAGGUUUUGUAAUAAGCCAUGUGGUAGCUCUGGUAGAAUGAGUUUGUCUUUAGUUUCUGAUAUGACUGUAAUAUUCCUGCUAUCCGCAUCCUGUCUGUGUAAUGUUCUUACUAUGUAUUUGUCUGUGCAAUAUAAGAGCUGUGAUUUGGGACACAGCUUGAGUCUGGUUGUACAUCACCAAUGUGUAUAUAUAUAUACAUAUAUAUAUAUAUAUAUAAGGACCAGAAUCCCGGGCUUGCUUACACUACGAUUAGUGUAACGAUUGUCACACUUGAUUUUACAGGGCACAAGCAGUCCUGGAAUGGCUUCCUAACUGCAUGGUAAUGUCUACCAUAACCUGCUGUGUAAUUUCACAGAUGACAUUUCAUUAUUGCUAUUUCUCUCGCGGAAAGAAAUACUAAACCGAAGCACGAGGUAAGAUCGAAGGAUUAUGUGGUAGACUUGGGGCUACAUGGAAAAAAUCCAUCUUUUGUAUUGCAUCUGAUCCAGGGGUUUCAAAACGGUGAUCCUCAAGGCUUUGUGCCCUGUAAAACAGUGUAACUAUAUAAAAUAUAAUCUCCUUGUUUUGCCUCCUGCCUUGUUUACAUUAAACAGAGGAUAUUCAGUAAACUUUUACUAUUAAACUUUGUGUAGGUCACUUACUGACACAGUGCUGCCAAGAGGUGGGAUUUCCCAUGAGGAAUUGUUGAAACAGCUGCAUGACCAGACACACAAUAUUAAGUUUUAUGAAGGAGAUUGUGAUAAAUACCGAGUUUUCGUGCUAAAAAAAUGCAUGGAGGAUUAAAAGGGAUAUUCUUAAAAUAAAUUAAUUUCAAUGAAGCAACUGCUUCUAUUAUUACAGAAUCUGUAACAGGUUUCGUAUGGAUGACCUCGAGACAAAAAAUGUUUUAACAUUUCACGUCGUGCCUUUGAUCCUGAAGUCCUUUUGUUUGUUUUUAUUAUAUCCUUAAGUCCUUUCAUUUGUUUUUAGUCUGUCAGGGCAGCAUCUUCUGGAAUCGCCAUGUCCUGUACUGGUAGUGGGCAGGGCUUGGAGUGAAUCCGCACGCUCUUGCCCAUGAAAAUUGGAAGCUAAAGGAAAUGCUCAGGAUGGAGUCAUCCUGCACACAGAGGAACGUCUGUUCUUUCUGAGAAACCUAAUAUCUUUGAAGACUGCAGCUGGUCAAGAACUUGGUUUUCUAUUGGGUUUGAAUGCGGAGCGUGUCAGUCACAACAUUGGUUUAUUGAAUUGGGUACAAACAUUAUGUACACGAGUAAGCAUAAUCUCUUACUUCAGGGCCUUUGAGGAGGGCUUCUAUGCAUAAGUUUUUAUAUAAGUUUUUAUGUAAUUUAUAAUCGUAGUUGUUGGUAUUUUUUCUUAGUAUCUCAUCUAGUUUUGGAGUCCUUCAUGUGUUCAUCAGCCUUUUAAGAAUCCCGUUGCUCUGUAGGAUUCCCAUUGAGGGCUACACUUGGAUAUUAAGCUGCUUUUCCUCAGUAUUUAACAGCUGCAAGUGCUUUUGCAUCUUUAACAAGAAGAGAACUACAGCCAGAUGAUGCACUUGACAGCUUUUUUUUUUAUAGCUCUCAGCAUCUUUUCCCCCAUCCUCUUGGGUCUCAGAUUGUCAUCUCCCAUCCCAGAUGAUUUAUUUGCUGUGCCCGCAUGAGGCAUUUAGAGAUUUAGGGACAUGUUGGUGCUUUAAGCAGUGAGGAAGUUGUAUUGAAGUUACACAUCUUAUAUCUUCCUGUAUUUUUCUCUUACUUUGAUAUCCUUGAAAUGACUGCAUUAUUGAAGCAUGAUAAUCUUAUGGCACUUGCAUUCUUAUGCAAGAUGUUGUGGCUUUACAUCCUAUUGGGGGAAAAAAAACCACCCCAGUUUUAUCAGUGUGUGGUCUCUACUUCGUAUUCAUUAACUCACUUUACAGACUCUCAGGCGAAGCUCUCGAUGUAGGUACAAGAAGUGCAGGAUCUACUGAAUUUGUUAACCUUUAGGUAUUAGCAGAACUGAUGCUGUCAAAGCCUCAAGGAUUUUGGUAGUUCGGUGUGUGAUCCAAUUGGAUUAAAGUGGAUUAAUGCUCAGAGAAGUGAACCUGUCACAACUUGUGUGAGCCUUUUCAGCCUAAACCCACGUGUUCCUGGUGCAUCCUUUAUCAGCCAGUGUUCCCUUUGAAGGCUGAGAAGGAGAACGGAAGAGCGAUUUGGGAAUCAAGUGAAGCAUAUGGUGGAUGAAAGUUUUCAGGUGUCAUAAGCUCCUUGGGAAUGCCAAAAAAGAAAGUGUGAAAAGUAAAAAUUUUACAAGUUUGGACUGGUUGCUGGCAUUGCCUUUGGAGUCGGAGCUGUGAGGAUAAAAAGAUGCAUCGUGGAACACGGUAUCUCACCAGGCUAUUUAAAUUGCCCUUGCUGGGAUGGCGCAUGUAUAUAUUCUGAACUGUUCCAUUAAAUCCCUACUGGCUGUUAGAAUAAAUGCUGCUGGGGGUAUAAAAGCUGCUAGAAAAGCACUGUGGAACUCACAGCUUUGUCCAUGUCUUGUAACUUUGAUGAAGUAGAUCCAUCUUGCUGGCUUUGCCUUUCUGCUCUACAGCAUCA
Molecule: messenger RNA, 8406 nt
Organism: Cuculus canorus (common cuckoo)
Lineage: Eukaryota; Metazoa; Chordata; Aves; Cuculiformes; Cuculidae
Gene: FHIP2A
Product: FHF complex subunit HOOK interacting protein 2A
Exons: 18
Coding region: 187-2523 (778 amino acids)
Source: RefSeq, a predicted model, not a curated record